AUGAACAAGCGCGAGGACCAGUCCUGUGUGACUGCGCUAGUCCUAUCUCAGGACAGUGGUAUGAUUGAGACCUACCUGUGCGCAUUAUUCUUAAUGCCCCUCUUCCACGACUACAUCCCACCUCCACGCAACCUCAACUAUCACAAACGAUCGACACUCUUACCUGAACGUAACGACGUUCUCUCGCGUCAUCAUGAGCGAUCGCCAGGGAUAACUUCGCUUUCUCGACUUGUCGGCAGCGCAACCGGGUUUACGAAUUCAUCGUAGAAGCCGAAGGAUCACGCGGUGUACUUCCAUGUCUCGCCCUUACGCAAGUCUGCCGACAAGUGCGAUCUGAGUACAGACCCAUCUGCAUGAAGCACGACGGCAUCAUCAAAUGGAAAAAGAUCCCCGGCUACAUACGCACAUUUUAUCCGAUAUCGGCUGAUGGCAAGGUCGAGAACAUCGAGCUCGCGCCCUCUAGCUUGACCAUAAGGUUUUUUGAUCCAUUCACCGACACGGCGUAUCUAGAAAUCGAUUUCCUCCUCA
Molecule: messenger RNA, 528 nt
Organism: Pyrenophora tritici-repentis Pt-1C-BFP
Lineage: Eukaryota; Fungi; Ascomycota; Dothideomycetes; Pleosporales; Pleosporaceae
Source: RefSeq, a predicted model, not a curated record